Molecule: messenger RNA, 451 nt
Organism: Laetiporus sulphureus 93-53
Lineage: Eukaryota; Fungi; Basidiomycota; Agaricomycetes; Polyporales; Laetiporaceae
Product: tubulin binding cofactor A
Exons: 4
Coding region: 41-376 (111 amino acids)
Biological process (GO): tubulin complex assembly; post-chaperonin tubulin folding pathway
Cellular component (GO): microtubule cytoskeleton; cytosol
Molecular function (GO): beta-tubulin binding
Source: RefSeq, a predicted model, not a curated record
CGAAUGCACACCAUCCUCUACCUCCAGUGCACCGACGACGAUGAGUGAUACCGCAGCGAUCCGCCGUCAACUCAAGAUCAAGUCGGGAGCAUGCAAACGGCUAUACAAGGAGCAUAAAUCCUACGAGAGGGAAGCAGAGGAGCUGAAGCGGAAGCUAGACAAGUUCAUUGCAGAUGGUGCAGAGGAUUGGGACAUCAAAAACACAAGGAGAAUGAUGGAAGAAUCUCAGAAGAUGAUCCAAGAUACCUCAAAUCGCCUCGGAGGUUCCAUGCAAGACUUGCGUGAACUAAUCGUCUCUGCGGAACAAGAUCCGGCUUUGCGAGAGGACGAGGCGUUCAUGCAGGCGCAGGAGGCUAUGGAGGAAGUUAGCGUAUAAUGUCAUAGAUUCAGACAGCUGCUGUACCCAUAGGCUCAAGGAGCAUUAUACCAUGCCGUGCGUCACUCUUCCGCC